UAAUACAUAGCUCACACUAGGGCGUGUUUAAUACACUUCAUUUUUUUUCCAGUUUUACCAACAAAUUUCUGACGACCAACUCUCAUUUAGUGAUGUCACUUGUCUUGUCAAAGAUUUUUCUAUGAAGAGAAAAUAGUGUCUUUUAUAUAUUCCACAGCGACUUGUUUGUAUCCAGCGAGGAUUCUUCUCCCACCUCAUCCCGGGACUAAUCAUUGGAUACUGACUCCCCAGAUCUGAGUUGUGUCCAUGCAAAGUGGUCUGUGCCGGGUGUGAAACAGGAGAGUCCGUGUAUCAUAUUGGGAAGAGCCAUGCGCUGCACAGUUACUGUGCGAGUCGCGUUGGUUCUACUGACCCUUUUCACAACAUGGUAUUUUGCCGGGGAAUUGUAUCCCAAUAAAGUAGAUAUGAAGAGUCUGAGACGCAUAUUCGAUAAUAAAGAAGAAGAGGCGCCAACAGAGGAGAAAGUCAAGUUCAGCUGCGGGAAUGACAAACCCUGCCCAGACGGUUACUUUGCAUUUAGAAUUAUUAGCGGGGCGGCCAAUGUCGUGGGACCAUCUUUUUGCUUUGACAACAUUAUUAUCAUGAGCAGUGUCAGAAAUAACAUCGGCCGAGGACUGAACAUUGCGCUAAUAAAUGCUUCCAAUGGGACUCUGAUCAAAACAGGCUCGUUUGAUAUGUAUUUUACAGACGUGAAAUUACUUCUGGAAUUUCUAAAGCCUGUGCAGGACGGAACGUUGGUGCUUGUUGCAUCUUAUGAUGAUCCAGGUACAAAUCUGAAUGAAGAAGCCCGGGCUUUAUUCACAAGUUUUGGGAGCAGUUAUGCAAAGAAAGUCCAUUUCCGAGACGCCUGGAUCUUUGUGGGAGGAAAAGGGAUAAAUACAGAGAGCCCAUUUGAACAGUAUCUCCAGAACAACAAGGAGACAAACAAAUAUGAUGGAUGGCCGGAGGUGCUGGAAAUGGAAGGCUGUAUUCCCAGGAAAACUAAGUAAAGACACAGGAUAGUCUGUUCCACUCCCCCAGCUUCCGGCAUGUCCCUCUUGCUCCCAUUGCAGAUCCAGUCAUAGGAAUAUCCAAGGCCACUGAGCAAUUUGUUAUUAAACACUGGUACUUGGCCCGUACCAAUGAAACAGGCCUAAAGCAAAACCAGUAUCUUAAGAAUGGGACUUCAUUCAAUGUUGCCUUUAAUAUGUACUGCGAACACCAAAGCUGGGAUUUUAUUAGAGAUGAACGAAGUCAACAGACGAGAGAUCAAAUAUAACAGUCCGACUAAAGAGAAAAGGGACGACUGUAAAUGAUUCCUGCCUUUAUUAUGAACUAUGCAGUGUGGCACAGGAGCUGGCAAUCUCGUAGAACGGGUUAAGAAUCUAGGGUUCCUGCACCCGGGAAUAUUGUCAACUGAACUUGUGCCUGUAAAUGUUCCCCUAAAUAUUUCCAUUGAUGGCUUUGACUAAAUGGCAGAAACGUUGCACAUUCAGUAAAGUGACAGUAUAUGUAAUAAA
This is a messenger RNA of Xenopus laevis (African clawed frog), 1499 nucleotides long. Its product is annotated as protein FAM3D. Lineage: Eukaryota; Metazoa; Chordata; Amphibia; Anura; Pipidae. The transcript has 10 exons. Bases 309 to 989 code for a protein of 226 amino acids. The record is from RefSeq and is a predicted model, not a curated record.